Drosophila navojoa is the source of this 2209-nucleotide messenger RNA. It is a transcript of the gene Pif1, whose product is annotated as Pif1 DNA helicase. Gene Ontology annotation, molecular function: DNA helicase activity. Gene Ontology annotation, biological process: DNA repair; telomere maintenance. Lineage: Eukaryota; Metazoa; Arthropoda; Insecta; Diptera; Drosophilidae. The record is from RefSeq and is a predicted model, not a curated record.
AUAAUCGGUAAUUAGUUCUUUUUGGCGGGAGGUGUGCACACUCUUUUACUUUGCGCUGGGAUUUGUAAAAAUUUCGUUUAAAUAAAAUAUUUUAAAAGGAAUAAGUAAUGGAUCUUAACGAUGCCGUGUUAACAUGCGCGGUGAACAUACACUGGACAAAUGCGGUUGGCGUUACAGGCCGUAAGCUAGCCUACCGCACAGCAACGUUGCGUUUGGUGCGCAACGAUUUGCGCGAAAUGUUUGUUGAAGUGACGCCCGAAAAGCUGAAGCCGCUCAAGUUUAAGCUAAAGGACAUAAUGGUGCACAAGAAAUUCAUGGCCGAGGGCAAGGCGACGUUCAACUUCAAGGCGGAGAAGUGUGCUAUUUAUCUGUCGAAUGCGCCUCCCGGCACCUUGAUGCUCUUUCUGCGCACGAUUUUCAUCAAAAUGAACGGCGACACGACGCCACAGGACGAGGCAGCCAUGCAAAAGAAGCUGCGCGAGCAUAUGCUGAGCUCACGGCCCAGCACCUUUGAGGAGAUCUCCCCGGUGACCACAGCUGAAAUGGUUUUGGCACGCAAAAAGGCUGGACUCAUAACGCGUGGCAGCACGACGACGCCCUCGCCCCAGGCCACCAAAAAGCGACGCUACGACGAUCUGAAGGAGGACAAGAGUGGUGUGCCAGCUGCCAAGAAACUGUAUCAGCCCUCACCUCUGGCCAACAACACGGAGUCGGAGGAUUCGCUACGUCUCAGCGCCGAGCAAAUGGAAGUGCUGCGCGCUUGCACCUCGGGCAAGAACGUCUUCUUCACCGGCUCUGCGGGCACGGGAAAAAGUUUUUUGCUGCGCAAGAUCAUCUCGGCGCUCCCGCCAGACGGCACCGUGGCCACAGCCUCGACAGGCGUGGCCGCUUGCCUCAUAGGUGGCACCACGCUGCACGCCUUUGCCGGCAUAGCUGGCGGCGAUGCCACCUUGCAACGCUGCAUGGAGUUGGCGUCAAGGCCUGCUGCAGCGCAAACCUGGCGCAAAUGCAAGCGACUGAUCAUAGACGAGAUCUCCAUGGUGGAUGGACAGUAUUUCGAGAAAAUCGAGGCUGUUGCUCGUCAUGUGCGCCGCAACGAGCGACCCUUUGGUGGCAUUCAGCUCAUACUUUGCGGAGACUUCCUGCAGCUGCCACCUGUAAUCAAGGGCGAGACAGGUGUGCAACGCUUCUGCUUCCAGUCGAGCGCCUGGGAGAGCUGUAUUCAAUGCGUCUUCGAGCUGAAGCAAGUGCAUCGUCAAUCGGAUCCGGAGUUUGUGCAAAUACUCAAUCAUCUGCGCAUCGGACAUGUGAAUGAGAGCAUCUCGGCGAGAUUGGUGUCCACGUCCAAACAGAACAUCGAAGGCAAUGGGAUUUUGGCCACACAACUCUGCUCGCACACGAACGAUGCGAACUCCAUUAAUGAAUCGAAGCUGGAGAACUUGAGCGGGGAGAAAGUGCUAUUCCGUGCAGAGGAUUCGGAUGCAUAUAUGAGCAAGCAACUGGAUCAGCAGGUGCAGGCGCCGGCUCAGCUCUAUCUGAAAGUCAACGCUCAGGUAAUGCUGCUCAAGAAUAUAAACAUAGCCAAUGGUUUGGUCAACGGCGCUCGCGGCGUCGUUGUGCGCAUUGAGAAGGGGUUGCCCGUGGUGCGCUUCAAGAACAAUCAGGAGUAUGUAUGUCGGCAGGAGAAGUGGAUCAUUAAGACAGCUACAGGUGGACUGGUGACACGUCGCCAAAUACCGCUAAAACUCGCUUGGGCCUUCUCCAUACACAAAAGUCAAGGAUUGACGCUUGACUGUGUGGAGAUGUCGCUGUCCAAGGUCUUCGAGGCUGGCCAGGCUUAUGUAGCGCUAUCCAGAGCUAAAUCGUUGCAAUCUGUGCGAAUUCUUGACUUUGAUGCCAAGCAGGUGUGGGCCAAUCCACAGGUCUUGCAGUUCUACAAGAACUUCCGCAGGCGUUUGAUCGACACCAAUAUGAUACCGCUUGGACCCAAGAACAAGGAUAAAAAACCGGGCGAAAGGGAAGCAAGCAGCGCUUUAUCCAAGCUCAAGAAGAGCCUAAUGAACAAACCACUCGUCUCAAUUAGCUAACUUAAGUUACGAAUUCAUCUAGUUAAAGCAAUUUUGUAGAGCGCAAGGGUUUCGAUUUUGAGGGAGCUAAAGGCUAAAGGCUUCCCCAAGAUCCGAAUCCUUGAUAUUUUAAUGAGGUUAGU